Messenger RNA from Diospyros lotus (date-plum), 1089 nucleotides. RefSeq lists its product as uncharacterized. Gene Ontology annotation, molecular function: zinc ion binding; nucleic acid binding. The coding region runs from base 1 to 1089 and encodes 362 amino acids. The transcript is spliced from 3 exons. NCBI's taxonomy places the organism in Eukaryota, Viridiplantae, Streptophyta, Magnoliopsida, Ericales, Ebenaceae. The record is from RefSeq and is a predicted model, not a curated record.
AUGGCAACAAGAAAUAUAGCCACUCCAUUUCCACAUAUCUUCAAUAAAGAAGAUUAUGACUAUUGGAGCGGGAGAUUUGAAGUUUGGCUGAAAGCAUUUGACUUGUGGAAUAUAGUUGAUAAAGGUUUUGUUGAACCUGAGAAUGAAGAAGCACUGAGUGAUGCUGAAAAGAAAGUUUUGAUGGAGUACCGAAAGAAGGAUACAAAUGCUCUGAAUCAAAUUAAUCUCGCUAUAGAAAAAGUGGUGUACGAGAGAAUUUGCAAAGCAAAAACAUCAAAACAGGCUUGGGAGAUUCUGCAAAAGGCUUACAAAGGCGAUGAACAAGUCAAAAAUGUACGGCUUCAGAUUUUGAGAUCAGAGUUUGAAAAACUAGAGAUGAAAGAAAAUGAAAGUGUUGCAGAGUAUUUUACAACAGUUGGUUCUAUUGUGAAUCAAAUGGCCUCAAAUGGUGAAGUUUUGGAUGAUCUCAGGAUUAUUCAAAAGACAAGAGAUCUCAAAAGCUUAACUUUGGAAGAUUUGCAAGGAGUCCUGAAAGCCCUUGAAGUAAAGAUUAACUUGUUGUAUCCCCCAUUGAAACAACCGGACCAAGCUCUUAAAUCUCAAGUUACAACUACAAGAGGUCGUGAAUCAUCAAAUCGAGGCAAAGGUAAAAAUUUUAGAGGACGUGGUGAUUCAAGUUCUCGUGGACGAGGAAGAAAUAAUCAGCACAAUGAUAGUAAUCAGAAUGACAAUAAUGAAAAAUUUCAACAAAGAGGAAGAGGAGAUCGUGGUUAUCAAAAAGGCCGAGGACGUGGAUAUAUUGAGUGUAACUAUUGUCAUAAACCUGGACACAAAGUUGCCGAUUGCUGGCACAAACAAGCAGAUGACAAGAAAAGUCACUAUGUUGAAUGUGAUUACUGCCACAAGCCUGGACAUAAAAUUACAGAUUGCUGGCAUAAACAAGCUAAUGACAAGAAAUAUGAAACAGGUUUCUUUCAUCAAAACAAGAAUGAAGAGACUCUGUUGCUUGCUUCUCAUGACAGCACGGAUGAUGAAGUGUGGUACCUUGACAGUGGUGCUAGCAAACAUAUGACAGGAUUCAUUAAAUGA